AUGUUUAACCAGAUCGACAUGAAGGAGCAGCAAUGGAGAAUAUUCGAAUACAACAUGAGCAAAUGGAUGAUCGAAAAUAAGUACAUUUUGGAUAAGGAAGAGAAGAAGAAGUUUUACAAGUGUGCAAAUUAUAGCAUAGGAACUGGGAUUAUAAAUGCGUCUUUAGUAUACUGUUUUUGCAAAAGGAACAAGAAAUUUUUCACACCCAUGUCCAGAUUUUUUUUAACCUUUUCCUUGGGUGUAUACACUUCCAUGGUGGUGAACAAAAUUUUCAGGCGGAAGGCCUACAUGGAGAUCCUGACGGAGAAGACCACCAUGUCCGAUACGGCGAGAGAAGUAAUGAAUGAUAUUUUGAAUGUGAAGAACGAAGUUGGAAAAGCGCCCUCCACUGGCAGUGCCAACAAGUUGGACAGUACGAACACGUCGAAUGUGUAUUCCAAGGGCCUGUAUGAUGACGGACAGGCGCAGAUACAUGGGGAUCCUCCGUCCAAGGGCAGUGCAAAUGUCCCCUUUGUUCAAGAUCUAAAUGAAACAAUUCUGAAUGAACAGAUGAGUGACGACUUCGAAAGACGUGUGUGUUCAAUUUACACAUCAUGGGACCCUUAA
Molecule: messenger RNA, 606 nt
Organism: Plasmodium cynomolgi strain B
Lineage: Eukaryota; Apicomplexa; Aconoidasida; Haemosporida; Plasmodiidae
Exons: 5
Coding region: 1-606 (201 amino acids)
Source: RefSeq, a predicted model, not a curated record